AUGUCUAACACAUGUUAUGGAAAAAUUACAAGAAGAGAAAAUAGAAGUCAGUUUCAAAGAUCUGUGUUACAGGUACUGCCUCAGUUUGUAAGACAUGAAUCUGAAGUAGCGAGCAGCUUGAUUCUCACAGGAUCUCUGAAUCGUGUGCAGUUACUUGGACGAGUGGGUCAGGACCCUGUCAUGGGACAGGCGGAAGGAAAAGACCCAGUGAUAAUAUUUUCUCCAGUGACCAAUGAGAUGUGGCAAUCAAGGGAAAGUGAAGCUCACCUAAUGGGUGAUGUCAGUCAAAAGACAACAUGGCACAGAAUUUCAGUAUUCCAGCCAGGCCUCAGAGAUGUGGCAUAUGUGAGAAAGGGGUCUCAGAUUGAUGUGGAGGGGAAAGUAGACUAUGGAGAACACAAAGAUAAAAAUAACGUGAGGCGACAAGCGACAACACUCGGAGGUGAUAACAUAUUUCUGAGUGACCAGACACAAAAGAGAUGGCAUAAAGUGGACGAUUCUUCUUUGCCCAUUGUUUGGUACAGUCUCAUAUACAAAUCAUGUAUAGUCUUUAUAGUUUCUAAGGACAAGAACUACAAUAUUCUUCUAUAUAUAUAUAAAAGUUGUGUUUACAUUAUCCUUUAGUCUAUUGUGCAAAAACAUCUGUAAAAAAACAAUACACAUUCCUUAAUUAAAAAAUAAUUUAUUGG
Molecule: messenger RNA, 689 nt
Organism: Diceros bicornis minor
Lineage: Eukaryota; Metazoa; Chordata; Mammalia; Perissodactyla; Rhinocerotidae
Product: single-stranded DNA-binding protein, mitochondrial-like
Exons: 2
Coding region: 1-624 (207 amino acids)
Biological process (GO): positive regulation of helicase activity; mitochondrial DNA replication
Cellular component (GO): mitochondrial nucleoid
Molecular function (GO): single-stranded DNA binding
Source: RefSeq, a predicted model, not a curated record